AUGUGGGCAGCAGUACACACGCACGGGCAUGGUCAACUUGUGGAGGGCGGGGUACACACUGUCGACGGUGACAAGCUGGCCGAGCAUGAGCAGCCCAGGCGGCAUGUCCGGCACGAGGACAUCAAGGCCAGGGCCGCCGCAGCCGCCGCCAUCUCUGCUGCGUCAGUCGACGGGCGUGUCCACGCUGCUGCCGGACUCGGAUGCUGGCCGUGGUUCACGAGGGACCAGUUGGUGGUUGCGGCAGCGGCAGUGUGGGUAAUCGUGCAGGCGCGGAAGAGUGCAGGAACGGACCUGGAUUCAGAUGUCCUGUCUAGCUCGACACUCACUGGAGCCGCAUUCCCACUCUCGGCGGAUGCAUUCGUGGAGACACGCUUAUACGCCGGAUCCGGAACAAGGGGAGCAGUGUUGCUUGAUCGGGGAUACUGGCACGAACCUAUCCCUUCUCGGCGAACAAUAGAAUGA
This is a messenger RNA of Postia placenta MAD-698-R-SB12, 462 nucleotides long. RefSeq lists its product as hypothetical. The record is from RefSeq and is a predicted model, not a curated record. The coding region runs from base 1 to 462 and encodes 153 amino acids. The transcript is spliced from 4 exons. Lineage: Eukaryota; Fungi; Basidiomycota; Agaricomycetes; Polyporales; Adustoporiaceae.